Eupeodes corollae is the source of this 3271-nucleotide messenger RNA. It is a transcript of the gene PXo, whose product is annotated as xenotropic and polytropic retrovirus receptor 1. Lineage: Eukaryota; Metazoa; Arthropoda; Insecta; Diptera; Syrphidae. The coding region runs from base 174 to 2168 and encodes 664 amino acids. Gene Ontology annotation, biological process: phosphate ion transport; cellular response to phosphate starvation. Gene Ontology annotation, molecular function: inositol hexakisphosphate binding. The record is from RefSeq and is a predicted model, not a curated record. The transcript is spliced from 6 exons. Gene Ontology annotation, cellular component: plasma membrane; Golgi apparatus; cytoplasm.
GCUGUCAGUUUCAGUUCCCAAUUUUCAGUUCUCAGUGCGGUUCGUGUAUGGGCUCUGUGUCUGUUUUGUUAAAAAUAAGAUUGAUGUAUCUAAACAUUUUUCAUUUCAUUCUCUAUCUAUUUUAUCAUUUCAAGUGAAGUUGUCAAAGUGAAUUUAUUUCUUUCACAUCAAAGAUGAAAUUCGCAGAACAUUUAUCCGCCCAUAUAACACCCGAAUGGAGAAAACAAUACAUUAACUAUGAGGAAAUGAAAGCUAUGCUCUAUGCAGCUGUGGAGCAAGCACCCUCGGCUGAGUUGGUUGAUCCAGAGAUUCUCACCCGUUACUUUGCCAAAUUCGACGAACAGUUCUUCCACUACUGUGACAAAGAACUGGCUAAGAUCAAUACAUUUUACUCGGAAAAAAUGGCCGAAGCCACCCGUAAAUAUGGAAACCUACGAAGUGAACUCACCGAAGCUCUUGAAGUUGGCUAUGUUAAAAAACAACCAGCUUGGAAGACAAAAAAUCCCCUGGGAAAGAAGAACGUACCAGCACGCAAAAUUCAAGAUCUUAAAUUGGCUUUUAGUGAAUUUUAUUUGGGUCUAAUUUUACUGCAAAAUUAUCAGAAUCUGAAUUUCACGGGCUUCCGGAAGAUUUUGAAGAAACACGAUAAACUGCUGAGUGUUGACUGUGGUGCAAAAUGGCGCAAGAAUAAAGUGGAACUAUCGCAUUUCUAUGUCAACAAGGAUAUAGACCGAUUGAUCCAAGAGACUGAGACUGCAUUCACUCAUGAAAUCGAAGCAGGAGACAGACAGAAGGCCAUGAAACGAUUGCGGGUGCCUCCUUUGGGCGAGCAGCAGAGCCCUUGGACUACAUUUAAAGUGGGACUUUUUUCGGGAGCUUUUGUAGUCUUAUUAAUAACUGUAAUUCUAUCGGCCAUAUUCCAUGGCCUGGGACCAAAUUGGAGAUCAGCGUUGAGAUUGUUCCGUGGGCCGUUUCUCAUCAUCGAGUUUCUGUUUCUGUGGGGUGUCAAUGUUUAUGGCUGGAGAUCGUCGGGUGUUAACCAUGUCCUGAUUUUCGAGCUUGAUCCAAGAAACCAUUUGUCCGAACAGAAUAUCAUGGAAAUGGCUUCCGUGUUCGGAGUUUUGUGGACAAUCUGUGCACUCUGUUUUAUAUACUUCGAUGCACUUGGUAUACCUCAGUUCGCUGCACCAAUAUUCCUCUAUACCGCCAUGACUGUGUUUCUCUUAAAUCCCACCAAAACAUUUCAUCACGAAGCGCGGUACUGGGCGGUUCGAGUUCUAAGUCGAAUUGUAAUGGCACCUUUCUUUUAUGUGACCUUUGCUGACUUUUGGCUUGCGGACCAACUUAAUAGUAUUGUGCCGGCGUUUUUGGACAUUCCAUUUGCAUUGUGUUUCUUCCGAAAUAAUCCAAAUUGGGAACAUGCUAAAGAUACCGCCUCGUGUAUUAAGGAUGAAUCUGUUGUUCGACCGAUAGUUGCAAUAUUGCCAGCAUGGUUUCGAUUUGCCCAAUGCAUUCGUCGAUAUCGUGAUACCAAAGAGUCUUUUCCUCAUCUUGUGAAUGCCGCAAAGUAUGCAACAUCUUUCUUCGUGGUUAUAUUUUCGUAUAAAUUUCAAUCAACAAAUGAUAUGUAUUCCUCAUCAAAGGACAAUCCAUGGUUCUAUUGCUGGAUUGGAGCAUCCAUUGCUUCCUCUUGCUAUGCAUACUGUUGGGACAUAAAAUUUGACUGGGGACUAUUCGAUGCCAAAGCUGGAGAUAAUAAAUUCCUCCGGGAAGAAAUUGUUUACUCUUCUACAUGGUUCUACUAUUUUGGAAUACUCGAGGACUUUGUUUUACGAUUUGGAUGGACCCUUUCCAUGAGUCUCAUUGAAUAUGGUUACAUUGAGAGUGAAAGCAUGGUGACUCUGCUAAGUCCGUUGGAGGUGUUUAGGCGUUUUAUGUGGAACUAUUUUCGACUGGAGAAUGAACAUCUCAACAAUUGUGGAAAAUUCAGGGCAGUCCGGGAUAUAUCGGUGGCUCCUCUAGAUUGCUCAGAUCAGACAACAAUACUGCGUAUGAUGGAUGAAGAGGAUGGUGUUGUGAAUCGCCGGUUGAAAACAAAAAACAACAAAAAGAAGUCAGAACCACGCUUCAUGCUGCAGGGUGAAUCAACAGAAGACCUUUAUAUCUAAAUGGUUUUUUUUUGUAUACAAAAGGCACCUUUACCGCGGUCUUUGAUGGGAGAAAGACUUUUCCUUAUAUUUCCUUGGAAAGGGACAUUUUAAUUGAGCUGCCAUAACAGAAUAAGAUGACCGGAAGUAAAUUUUUCUAGUCAAUAUGUUUUUCGUUUUAGUUUGAAAUUUAAAAUAAGUCAAGUGGAAAUAGAUCACUGUUUGAACUUUAUUAAGGGGGUAUUCUGGUCUAGAGACAUGAAUUUUAGGUAAUUUUUGAAGUGCUGUAGAAAAAAGCAAGCAAUAAUUUUAGCAUCUAUUUUUUUGUACAUUAUUUAUUCACAUUAAAAGCAUGCAAAAAAAAAUAAAAAAGUAAAAAAAAAAAUCAAAAUUCCGUUAGUUAUCAGCUGAUGGAGUGGUGCGUCUUAAAAAUUUGGUGCGUGACCAUACCCAUGAUUUUAACUCUCCUAGAAAUCUGAAAUCAAAAACUAAAAAAGAUUAUUAAUCUACAAUAAUGUCGCAAUGUCUGGAACUACGGAAAAGUUACAAACAUUUUUUUUUACAAAAUGGCGGCUGUCUAAAGAAAAAUACAAAAAAAUUACCAUUUUUUUGAACAUUCUUCGAUUUGUUAAAAAUAGUAAAAACUAAAAUUUGGGGAUGGCCGUAGUUCCGGACGUAGACAAGUCACUAAAGAAGACUCUCUUAAAAUUUCAAGUAAAUCGGUUCGGCAGAACCUGAGAAAUAGUGGGUAUCAGAUUCAAAAAGACAGUUCUGAGAAAAACGCGUUUAAAGUACUCCAUUAUGUCUUUUGUUCUAUUAGUUGCAGCCCAACCGAUUUGGGUGGCUGCUCAGCAAAAUACUUAUUUCUCCGAAAAUAAUUUGAAUUUGGGAAAAUCCUCUCAUAGACAUGUUCUUAAAUAGUUAAACUAUGAAAAUAUGAAAAGAAAAAAAAAUCGAUUUUUUUUAAUUUCUAGACCAGAAUACCCCCUUAAGUUUUGUGUUUUGUAAUUUUUUAAUGUAUUUUUUUAUUGAUAAUAUAUUCAUGGAUUUUAUUACUGUUGGACUUGCUAAUUUUACGAUUUAUAUGCAAAUAUACAUGGCUGUUUAUUCAAUGUUGUUAUUAA